AUGCAACAGAGGAAGCCGACGGCGGGUAGACCCAGUGGUACCGAUGGAUCGGAUUUCUCGUACCGAAUGGUCGUUGACUCUCGUUACACGAAGGUCACUAAAGGGAAAUCUCGUCUUCGUCCUUUGAUCUUAGUUCAGGCUGCGCUAUAUUUGAUUGGACUAUCUUGUGCAAUUCUGACAACAACUAAAAAGGAUGAGAGGAACACACUUGCGAUUGCAUCUGCUGCUAUUGGCUUAGUGUGUUCAUUUAUUGGAGAAUUAGGUUGCAGACGCAGCAAAGCAAACCUUUUGACUCUCUACACUGCUGCAUCUACCAUUGUCAUGGUUCUUUCUGUGUUCUGUGCUGUUAGGAGCAGAUUAACAAUGGAGGAACGGAAUAGCUCUGGAACAACAGCGAAGCUUGAGCUCGUAGGGUUCAUUUGUGCUCAAUUAGAAGCGGUGGUGCAGAUAUUAGCGAUCAUCGUUACGGGUUCUCUUGUGAAUAAUAUGUCACCGCCUACCAAAACAGCAUAG
Molecule: messenger RNA, 513 nt
Organism: Thlaspi arvense
Lineage: Eukaryota; Viridiplantae; Streptophyta; Magnoliopsida; Brassicales; Brassicaceae
Source: the annotation of a GenBank genome assembly